This is a messenger RNA of Camelina sativa (false flax), 348 nucleotides long. NCBI's taxonomy places the organism in Eukaryota, Viridiplantae, Streptophyta, Magnoliopsida, Brassicales, Brassicaceae. The record is from RefSeq and is a predicted model, not a curated record.
AUGGCGGACAUCGUGAAGCAAAUCCUAGCCAAACCGAUUCAACUGUCUGACCAGGUGGUCAAAGCCGCUGAUGAGGCUAGUUCCUUCAAGCAGGAGUGCGCCGAACUCAAGGCCAAGACCGAGAAGCUCGCUGCUCUUCUUCGCCAGGCUGCUCGCGCCAGCAACGACCUUUACGAGCGUCCCACUCGCCGCAUCAUCGAUGACACCGAGCAGAUGCUCGACAAGGCUCUCUCCCUUGUCCUCAAGUGCCGUGCCAAUGGUCUCAUGAAGCGCGUCUUCACCAUCAUCCCCGCCGCCGCCUUCCGCAAGAUGUCCGCUCAGUUGGAGAACUCCCUCGGCGACGUUUCC